This is a messenger RNA of Metarhizium robertsii ARSEF 23, 3927 nucleotides long. RefSeq names its product FAD/NAD(P)-binding domain-containing protein. Bases 1 to 3927 code for a protein of 1308 amino acids. The transcript has 6 exons. The record is from RefSeq and is a predicted model, not a curated record. NCBI's taxonomy places the organism in Eukaryota, Fungi, Ascomycota, Sordariomycetes, Hypocreales, Clavicipitaceae. Gene Ontology annotation, molecular function: oxidoreductase activity, acting on CH-OH group of donors; flavin adenine dinucleotide binding.
AUGUAUACGACAAAGACGCACCGUGGCUAUAGCCGCGUGCCGUCCGCCUGCGGCCAGCGGCAGAAUAGCUGUCCGGGGAAACCUAAGCCGCAGCGCUUCCCGCGGAUUUCACAACCGGUAGAGCUGAUCCAAGACUCGUACGACUGCGUCGUCAUCGGGUCCGGGUAUGGCGGUGGCAUCGCAGCCUCGCGGAUGGCCCGUACGGGACAAUCCGUCUGCGUUCUGGAAAGAGGACAAGAGAGAUGGCCCGGCGAGUAUCCCGUGUGUCUCAAACAAGUAUUUGACGAAUUCCACACGACGGGGAGUUCCAUCGUCCGGCCUUUUGGGCGCGGAAAGCCGACUGGCAUGUACCACAUCGUGGCGGGACAAGGCCAGAGCGCCUUGAUGUGUAACGGUCUAGGGGGCACCAGUCUGAUUAAUGCCAAUGUGUUUCUCGAGGCCGACGACGCCACGCUGUCCAUGGACACGUGGCCGCCGGAAAUCCGAGAGAACCCAGGCUGCUUGAAAGAAUACUACCAGAGAGUCAGGGACGUGCUGGAGCCGACGCCGUACCCCGACGACUGGCCCAAGAUCCAGAAGAUGCACGUCUUUGAGCGGCAGGCGCAGCGGAUGGGCUUGGGCAGCAGAUACUACAAAGUUCCACAGACGACACGGUUUCGGCCGGGAAUAAAUAGCUGCGGGGUGGACAUGCUGCCGUCGACCCUGACUGGGCAAGAUACAACAGGGGUCAACGAUCAUUCCAAGACGACGACCCUGGUGACGUAUCUGGCCGAUGCGUGGAACUGGGGCGCCCAGAUGUUUUGCGAGUGCCAAGUCCGGUAUGUCGAAAAGGUCACCGACGCCCGGGGCGGCUACAUUGUCUACUUUUCCUGGCACGGCUGCAAGCGCGGCAACUUUGACGACGGGCUCGACCAGGACUUGCUGUGGGUGCAUGCGAGAAAAGCCGUCUUCCUGGGGGCGGGAAGUCUGGGAACCACCGAGAUUCUCCUGAGGAGCAAGGAGAUGGGCCUGUCGGUGAGCGACUGUCUUGGCCAAGGGAUGAGCGGCAACGGGGACAUGCUGACGUUUGGGUACAACACGAAUCGUCAUGUCAAUGCCAUUGGCCGGCAGCGUCCGAGCCACAACAGUCCGGUAGGACCGACAAUCAACGCCGCCAUUGAUAUGCGCGGACAGACGGGCAACCCGUUGGACGGGUUUGUCAUACAGGAAGGGGCUGUGCCGCAGGCGCUUUCUCGGCUCAUGCAGACCAUUGUCGAUGUGCAACCCUCUGGCGGCAGGCCGGAAAAGAAGAUGGUGCAGCGGGCUAGAAAGGCACUUGCGAGAUGGAAAAGCCGGUUGCUCGGUCCGUACGUCCGUGGCGGCGCUAUACAAAACACGCAAAUAUUCUUAAUCAUGUCUCACGACGGCAGCCAAGCGUCCCUACGCCUCGAAGACGACAAGCCGGUGCUCGAGUUUGUCGGGGUCGGCCACAGUGAUCGAGUCAAGCGGCUUCAUGCCCUGCUGGCAAAGGCAACAGAGUCGGUUGGCGGGAGAGUCAUCGACAAUCCCUUCCACGGUGUAUUUGGCGACCAACAUCAGAUAACAGCUCAUCCUCUCGGCGGAGCUCCCAUGUCAAGAGACAAUACUGGCGCUCGCGGCGUGACAAACCACGCUGGGGAGGUAUUCGCCGGAAGUGCCACGUCUGAAACUCAUCCCGGGCUCAUCGUCGUGGACGGCGCGCUUGUUCCCGGAGCACUUUGUGUGAACCCGGCGGCAACCAUUGCGGCCCUGGCCGAGCGAGCCGUGGAGUAUUAUACGCGGGCGCAUGGCCUGGUCGUCAGCAGAGAAUCAAACGGCGUGCUUGACCUGUACGGAACACCGGCCCAUCGCCCACGGCCAGGUCCAUCGUAUGAGUCUGGUCCCAAAAAAUCCGACUCCGUGUCGAGCGCAACGCAGACGGAGCGCACGCAAUGCGCGGUCCGGCGCGUUGACCCGGUGCGCUACGGUGCCCCUGAUACUGUCGCGUUUACAGAGCUCAUGAGUGGCUUUGUGCACAGCGGUCACAAUUUGCGACUGCACGACAGGGACGGCCACAAAUUGUCGUUUCAAGCGGCGAGGAGCCGGGGCGAGACGGCGCGGCUGCUCACAAGCAAUGUCAUGUAUGUGGUGCAGUCGCCCGGAUGCCGCAACACGAGCCGGUUGUACAGAGGGAUGGUCAAAGGGACCUUUGUGUGCCCUACGAUCAAGGGUUCGCCAUUCAUGAUAUCGCAAGGCGAAGUGGAACUCCUUGGACAAGAUAAUGAAUUGUCGGGGACGACCACGGUGACGUACCAAUUUGAAAUGAUGGGCAUUGACGGGCGACGGCUUGGUUUCCACGGAUACAAGAAGAUCGACUCGUCUGCAUCCAUGGACAUACGGGAGAUGUGGAAGUCGACAACUACGCUAUACGUUACCAUUACCGAGGCUGAACAAGAUGGCCUCGCGUCAGGGGGGACUUGCAGACCAGGCGGCACGUUUUCAGAUUUGCAUAAUCCCGGCCGGUGUCAACCUACAAUGGGGCCGGAUCAAGGGCCCAAAGUGAUUGCCGCGGGCAUUUUGAAGAUUCGAUUGGGCGACUUUCGAAAGCAACUCCUGACACUGACACCAACAGGCAAGAAUCUGCUGCAAAGGGCAGUAACCCUUGGCAGUUUUGUAAACUAUUUCUCGGGCAAACUACUGCCUCAUUUCUUCCUGCCCCUUGCUCCGCUGCGGUAUGCCACAACACGGCACCCCGAUUUCAUCAACCCGACCACGCCGACGCAAACGUACACGGUUACCGCGAGCGACGGGGUACAAACAAAACUACACAUGUGGGAGCCCGACCCGGACUUUAUCCCCGGCGACGAAUCCGGACGUCCGGUGCCGGUCCAAAAUCUCUUCAUGAUCUCCGGAGCCGCCGUCGACCACCAGAUCUACGCGCUGCCGACGAUCCCCCUCAACGCCGUCAACUACUUCACCCGAGCCGGCUACCGCGUCUUCGUCACGGUGCACCGAAUCGGCAUCGUAGACAAGCCCGAGGAUAAGAAAUGGACCACGUACGACGCCCGUCUCGACAUCAAGGCAUGCCUAGCGCACAUUCGCUCGUCCCACAACACCGACAAGGUCUACACGAUUGCGCACUGCAUGGGCUCCGUCGCCUUCGCAUGCGGCCUGCUAGACGGCACCAUCCCCCCGUCGUGGAUUCUCGGCAUCACAUGCAGCCAGGUCUUCAUGAACCCGGUCUGGAGCAGGUCCAACCGGCUCAAGGCCUCGGCCAAGCUGGACAGGGCGUACACGCGCCUUGCCGGCCACUGGUUCAGCUGCCGCGCGUCGACGAAACAAGGGGCCCUGCAGGGCGCGGUGAACCAGCUCCUGCGGCUUGUGCCCGAGAAAAGGGGCGAGCGGUGCACCAGCGCGUCGUGCCACCGCAUAAGUCUGCUGUUUGGCCGGUGCUGGAGCCACGGCAACUUGAACGAGGCGACGCACCGGCACGUGGACCGCUUCUUCAACGGCGCGAAUAUGACGCUGAUGCCGUUGCUGAUGCGUAUGGGCCUCCGGGGGGCCGUGUCGACCAACGGCCCGGUGUAUGAGGAUCUCACGGGCGCGAAGAAUGUACAGCGGCUGAGGGGCAUUCCGAUGUUUUUGUUUUCGGGGGGCGACAGCGAUGUGCUCUCGCCCAUGGCGACGCAGAAGACGUACGAGCGGCUGUGUGGCACGUUUGGCAUUUCGGCGGGCAGGGCGGGCGGGGGGAUACAGUACCGCAGGAGGGUGAUUCCGGGAUAUGGACAUUUGGAUGGCUGGAUGGGACGGAACGCGUGGAGGGACGUGUAUCCCAUGGUGCGCGAGGAGGUGGAUCGCGUGGUUAGGGGGGAGGAGUAUGUGUUCCGGGGGGCUGCGAAUCCUUUUAGUGAUGCGUAUGGCGUUUUGUGA